Glycine soja is the source of this 613-nucleotide messenger RNA. RefSeq names its product adenine phosphoribosyltransferase 1, chloroplastic-like. Gene Ontology annotation, molecular function: adenine phosphoribosyltransferase activity. Gene Ontology annotation, cellular component: cytosol. Bases 2 to 322 code for a protein of 106 amino acids. The record is from RefSeq and is a predicted model, not a curated record. Lineage: Eukaryota; Viridiplantae; Streptophyta; Magnoliopsida; Fabales; Fabaceae. The transcript is spliced from 4 exons.
UAUGGUUUUAUGUUUAGGUGAAGUAAUUUCACAAAAAUAUGCUCUAGAAUAUGGAACUGCUUGCUUGGAGUUGCAUGUUGGUUCUGUCCAACCCGGUGAACGGGCCAUAAUCAUUGAUGACUUGGUGGCCACAGAUGGAACUCUGUCAGCAAGAAACGUGUUGGUGCUGAAGUGGUGGAAUGUGCUUGUGUCAUUGGUGUGCCUGAUGUCAAGGGGUAGUGCAGGUGUAUUGGAAAGCCACUUUAUGUUCUUAUUGAGCCGCGUAAAGCGGAUAAAUGUUACUGAGCUGAGAUUGUCAUACACAAAAUAUUUUACUACAUGAAUAGAUCAGGAAAUGGCCGACUUACACUGAGUUAAUUGAAACGUGGGAACCUAAUUGAUGCAAUACUACACGUAGAUGAGGAAGAGGAUAUUAACAAAGUACUGAGGUAAAGGCUUUUUAGCUGAAAAUCACUAGAUUUUCUAUUGAAAGCAUGCCCUUGUUGUCUUGGAAAUUUCCUUCUGUUGUUUGUUCGCAUGAACUCCUAUACAGUAUAGAAUAAUGCUCUUGCCUUGAGAAAGUGAUGAUCUUGCUCCAUGCCAUUAUUGAAUUCAAUGAAUUGUUUUUUUCCUA